AUGGCUGCCUACCCAGAAAAUUAUUCUGAGUUAUCAGAUGACUUCUCCUCUGGGGAAGAGGCGACUGAUUUCACCCCGGCGCUCAGACCGACACUUGCCAAUCAGACAGCGGAUACCUCUCCGGUGACCACGGCGGUCCUGAAGUCGCUCCUUGCAGACCUCCAAAAAAAACCACAACAACCCGGAAUGGAACUGUGA
Molecule: messenger RNA, 198 nt
Organism: Pelobates cultripes (western spadefoot toad)
Lineage: Eukaryota; Metazoa; Chordata; Amphibia; Anura; Pelobatidae
Source: the annotation of a GenBank genome assembly